Purpureocillium takamizusanense is the source of this 1967-nucleotide messenger RNA. RefSeq lists its product as uncharacterized. Lineage: Eukaryota; Fungi; Ascomycota; Sordariomycetes; Hypocreales; Ophiocordycipitaceae. The transcript is spliced from 5 exons. The record is from RefSeq and is a predicted model, not a curated record. The coding region runs from base 272 to 1546 and encodes 424 amino acids.
CUCCGACCCUGCCGAAAUGGUGGACCCCAUGUAGUUUUGUUUUGAUCGUGUUCAUCAAGACUUUGGGUCCGCUAUCCUCUCGGCGAGGUGAUGACGCUAGGGCUUCCCGUCAACUGAGGAAUACGAGAAGGCCGCCGGGCUGCCCCCCCCCCCCUAACACCAAGCGGCGCUAAUAAAGCAUUUCUAUUUUCUGCUCGGUAAGAGGUUAUUUUACUCGAAUGCUCCGCGUUGUCGAUUCUCUUUCCAUCACGUCGCAAAAAAUGUCGCCAACAUGACCCGCGUCGCUUCUCUGACCGGGCUGGGGAGGGGAGCCAAGAUCCUCGCCAUAUGCGUCGUCUUUACCUGCCUGGCUCUCUUCUUGCAAUCCUUGCACUUGCCUUCAGAGCUGUACAACUUGCGGACUGCAACGAGUAACAGUAAAGUGGUGGCUCAUCCGCUGCCCAAGAAGCCAGCCAACACCACUGUCAGCGCCCUCGUCUUCUACGGUCGCGAGGACAGAGUGUCGUCUCUGCGCUGCUACUUGGAGCGCAACCUUGUCGAAAAUGGAGGCUGGCUAGACGAAGUCUUGUGGGUGGUGAACACGGACAAAGCCGACGACCUCCAUUACCUCGACGAGAUUAUUGAGAGCAACCCAACUGUCCAUCGCAAGCUCGUCGUUCCGGGCGACAAGUUAUGGGUCUACUCGUACUACAAAGCAUGGCAACGGCUUGACCGAGGAAAGUACUAUGUCAAAAUAGACGACGAUAUCCUCUGGAUGGCCGACGAUGCGAUCCCCCGGCUCGUCGCUCAAAAGAUAGCGCGUCCGCAAGACCUCGUCGUAUCGGCCAACAUCAUCAACAACCCUCCGCUCGGCUUCAUGCACUACCACAUGGGCGCGUUGCAUCCAUACUUCCCCGACACCGAAGCCCCUGCGGAGGAGGCCGAUGCCACCACGCCAUGGAAGCCGUCGCAGCACCCUUACUGGGAAGGUCCCGCGGAUUACACGUGGCCCCUCGACAAGAAGCCGCCACACAAGAACCAUCGAUGGCUCCGUGUCCAGGACGACAACAUGAUGGGCCAGACCCCCGCCGCCGAGCUCAAGUACGAAGUCUGGGGGCCGAGCUACGAAAGCUGGGCCAUCGCCGCGCAGAUGCACUACUCGCUGCUCGAGAACAUCGAGAACGACAGAACCGAUGCAUACAAGUUUGGCACCUGGGAUAUGCACGGACACCGCAUCCGCAUCAACUUCAUGUGCUUUUACGCCGACGAUAUUCUGAACACGGAUGUUGAGAACUGGCCCAAAAAUAGGGGUGACGAAGACAUGGUUGUCAUCGACCUCCCCAAACAGUUGAAUCGCUCUGUCACCAUUGCGGGUGCAGCGUUGGGCGCUCACUUCCAAUACUCGGAUCAAGGUGACCUGGCCGAUACAGACCUGUUGAGACGAUACAGAGCGCUUGCAGAUGAGCGCGCCUGUCAGUUUCAGCGUCGCAAGCAAUCACCUACUACCACAUCCAAGUCUCGGCCAAAAGCGACGAAUAGAAGUCGACGAGCUGUCGGUUCGCGAUAGGGCAAGCUCGAACUCAUAGUCACUUGUCGACGUCUCUACGAAUCUCCCCUGCGAAAGGGGCCCACAUCCACGCCCUAAUGGCACCAAAACAGUGCCCAAAUCACUGCAAUGUUGGCUAGCAGAUGGCAGUGUUAAUGAUCUGCAUGUACUACUACUACCUUGUCAAUGCCGUUUGACUUGCAAAGUCAAAAUGUCGAGUUCGGACAGUUUGUAACGGCUAGACGUCAGAUGAUACCAAAUAUACCCCUGAACAAACCUCUCCAUGUGUUCCGAGAGCCGACCAUGGCCCACGCAAAUGUCCCUCAGCUGCUGCACCACUCUGAGCGUCUCGUUGGUGAUGCGGCGCAGCGACUGGAUCAAGCUGAUGUUGUAAAACUUUGAGUAGCUGCGAAUGAACCCGGCGGCGUCACCGGGACUUGCC